CGCACGCUUAUCUGAUCGAUCUCCCUGCCACUGAACCUCGCUCUUCUUCUUUUUGCGCCGAACCUCAAUCGGGAUCCGCGUUGCACCCCUGAACUCGCGCCCCAGUUUUUAUUUUUUCUCGCUCUCUUUCAACGUCGAAUCCCUCCCCCCCCCCCCGGACCAUCGACUACCUUUAGGCUCAGUAUUUAAAUUGGCCCUCUCUCGCUGCCCGCGACUCGAUCGCAGAACCCCGUCGCCUCCGAAUCCUGCGAACAAGCGGCACAACUUCUUGUUCAGCGCCCACUAUGGACGUCGUGCUGGAGCUCACCGACACCUUCAUCGCCGACCACGUCUACGCCUGGCUGUUCCCUCUGCAGCCGGCGCCGUACGACUACCCCAAGGCAACGGCGACCAAUUCCUCGGCCCAGGCCUUUUCAUCAUGGACCUACAAGCCCGCGACGCAGUACUUCCAGGUCGAGCCCUACCAGGCCGCGUACAUGAGCUCCUUGCCCCGAGAUAACGUCUAUCGCCAGGCGGCCACGCUCUUCUUCAUUACAUGGAUCUUUGGCCUCAUUGUCUACUUCAUCUUCGCCACUCUCUCCUACGUCUUCAUCUUCGACAAGCGCACCAUGAAGCACCCCAAGUACAUCAAGAACCAGAUCUGGCUCGAAGUCAUCCAGACCAACAAGUCGAUGCCCUUCAUGUCUCUCCUGACGGCGCCCCUCUUCCUGCUCGAGGUCCGCGGCUACGGCAAGCUCUACGACACCACCGCCGAGGGCCCCGGCAUGUGGUAUAACAUCCUCCAGUUCCCGCUCUUCCUCGUCUUCACGGAUUUCUGGAUCUACUGGAUUCACCGAUACCUGCACCACCCGUCGGUCUACAAGCACCUGCACAAGCCUCACCACAAGUGGAUCAUGCCCACGCCCUACGCCAGCCACGCCUUCCAUCCGGUCGACGGCUUCGCCCAGUCGAUCCCCUACCACGUCUUCCCCUUCAUCUUCCCGCUGCAGAAGAUGGCGUACGUCUUCCUCUUUGUCUUUGUCAACUUCUGGACCAUCAUGAUCCACGACGGCGAGUACCUCACCAACAACCCGGUUGUCAACGGCGCCGCCUGCCACUCGCUGCACCACUCUCGCUUCGAGGUCAACUACGGCCAGUUCUUCACUGCCUUUGAUCGCCUGGGCGGCACCUACAAGAUGCCCGAGGCCUGGAUGUUCGAGAAGGAGGUCAAGAUGUCGCAGAAGAAGUGGAAGGACGAGGCCGAGGAGGUCGAUGCCACCGUCAAGGAGGUCGAGGGCUCCGACGACAGGACCUACGUGCCCGACACCAAGAAGAACAAAUAAGAAAAGGUGUCUGCGCCGGCACCAAUCAUUUUUAUAUAAUCUGCCGCCAAUACUU
Molecule: messenger RNA, 1377 nt
Organism: Trichoderma citrinoviride
Lineage: Eukaryota; Fungi; Ascomycota; Sordariomycetes; Hypocreales; Hypocreaceae
Exons: 4
Coding region: 285-1322 (345 amino acids)
Biological process (GO): lipid biosynthetic process
Molecular function (GO): iron ion binding; oxidoreductase activity
Source: RefSeq, a predicted model, not a curated record